UCCGCCCCUCUCGCGCGCAAGCCUCCAAACUUAGGGGGUGUCUCGCCUCCUCCCGCCUCCAACCUCCCCACCCUCUUCCUCCAGCCGCCGGAGACACCCCCCCCAUCUCCUUGCCAGUGGCCGGGGCUUGGAAACUAAAACAGGAUUCCGGAUUUUGAUUAAUUUCCUUUUUCUCUUUCUCUUUUCCCCUGUAGCAGAAGAUCCGGCGUUCAUUCCCUUUGGUCAGUUUCCUGGUCAAUUUCAGCCUUCCCUUGGGAGCCGCAGUAUUCUUUUUUUUUUUCGCUCCGCGCCUGCUUACCCUCUUUGGCGAGGGGGGGGGAAAGGGGGGCAAUGAAGCCUUUUUAUAUUUUAUAUACAUCUAUAACCUUCAAGUGCCUCCCGAGCUCUGAACGUCGGGGAGAGGAGAGCAAAGCGCCUGGGGCCGUCUCCCACGUGUUGAGAAAGUUUUCUUAGACCUAGAUCGGGAUUUUUUGGGGGGGAGGGGAGUUGUUGAUUUGGCUUCCAGGGGGUGGAAGAAGCCCCCCCCUCUCUUUUGAGACCAGGAAGUUUCGAGGCUGAAAAAAAAGAGAGCAAAGUUUUCUCCCUCUCCUGCGACUCACGCCUCUGGGAUUCAGGAAGGAAACUAUGGCCUAGGAGUCAAAAAUUGUUCCGAAAGGGGAAAGCGCCCGCUUGGAUUUCCUUUUUUCAACUCUCUAAAGGUUGUUGGCUUGAAGGCACAGCUCUUGGCUUGAAAGAGGAGCAGAGAUUUUUUUCUCCCCUUUUUCCUCUUUUUUUUUUAAACCUCCUUUCCGUCGACAACAGACGAUGAGCGCACGGCGAGCUUGGAAUUAUAAAGAGGGAAAGCCGGAGAAGCUCCCAGCUGGAAGAAUUUGAAGGGGAGUUUUUACAGACGGGGAAGGAAACAGAGGGGUGUGUGUGUGUCUCUCUGUGUGUAUUUGGGCUUGUGGACCAGAUGGGGUGGUAGAGACGAAGGGGAGAAACUCAACUCUGCUGUUAAAGAAGGCUCUCCAAGGAUGGGGGGCGGGUUGUGUACCCGGAGGCAAAAGAGCCUUUUGCAAACCGGGUUUUGCCUGGUGGCCUUGGCCUGCCUGGGGUCGGGGGCUUUUUUAUACAAUCAUCUCCAAGAGAAGGUGAAAGCCGCCGAAGCUCUGGCUUCGAAAUACAAGCAGCAACAGGAUGCGCUCUCGGCCCAGCUGCAAGUUGUUUAUGAACACAGAUCCCGGCUUGAGAGGUCUUUGCAGAAAGAACGAGGUGAACACAAGAAGACAAAAGAGGAUUUUUUAGUGUACAAGUUAGAGGCUCAAGAAGCCCUCAACAAAGAGAAGCAAGAUUCCAUGAACCGAUACGGCGCCCUCAGCUCCCAGCAUAAAAUCCUGAAGAACCAGCAUGAAGAGGUGAAGAAGCAGCUGAUUGACCUUCAGCUCCAGCACAACGGCUUGAAGCUGGAGCAUCGCAAGAUCACAGAAGCCCACAACCAGAAAUAUGCCCAGUUGCAACGGGAGAAAGACAGCGAGAUUGCGGGUUUGCAGGACACAAUUUACAAACUGCGAGAAGAGAGUAAGUUGCUUCGGAAGGCGCACCAGGAUAUUCAUUCGCAACUCGUCAGCGCUCAGGUCCAGAUGGAAGAGUUCAGACAGCUGAAGGAGACGCUACAAAAGAUGCCAAGUUUCAAGGAAGCAGGGGUUGGGGAGAUUCUGCCAAAGCCACCCUCUAAAGACCAGCCCCAGGGACCAGGAUCUGCCCCGUUGCAAGCUGCUAGACUGAAGGUCUCUACAGGCAACGAAGCAAAAGUGCCUCUUGGGCCUCAGGACCAGUUGGCCGCUCCAGCUAGGAACUCCCCCCAUGCCGAAGACCCUGUCAUCAAACACCCUGGGGAAGGGAACCCAGCCGAAGUCCGGGCUUCUCAUGGCAAUCAGGAGCUUCGGCCCCAAGGCAACAUGCCGUUCGGCCAGCUGGCCCCGCUGGACGGAGCUCGCUCGCCACCCGAAGCCUGGCCUCAGGCCGCCCAGAGAGAGAGCCCCAUUGUCCGCUUCACAAGGAUGGUAAACAGCUUUCAGAAGGAGGAGCAAGACCCAAAUAUUGUGAAGAAUUCGCAGGGAGAAAGUGAGCGGAAGGCACCUUCGGAGGCUCUGGCACCCGAGUUCAGGCUCCCUCUUGUUUCCUUGGAAGAAGAGGGGGUGGAGAAGGAACGGAUCCAGUCCGAUCCGGCGGCACAGAGCAGUUGGCAAGACAUAGUCAACAAAGUGAAUGCCCAGAUGGACGAGGGACAGGCGCCAGCGUACCCACACCAUCUUGCCCAAGGUGCUAGACCUGUGCCAGCCAUGGCCAAUGGGCAGCCAGAACCGGACAGCCAACAGAGGAGGGCAGCUCAGCCACAACCAGCUAGCUGGGCAGACGGUAAAGGAGACAUGGAUGAACUUCAAAUGGAUGCCGGCAUGAUUGAUCGAGAGGACAACUCCCGCACUCGGAAAGAGACUAUCAUCCUGCAAGCAGCGGUACCUGAUAAUGCCUCGGAUCCUGCCCAAGACCCCAAUAACCAAGGGGAAGAUGAGUUUGAGGAGGCGGAACUGGAGCGUCCCGAAUUCGAAGAGAGAGCGGGCCAGGCCGAUGAACCGGGCCAAACCAACCAGCCUGCGAAAGGUGUCACCAAGGAGAAGAUCCGUAAGGAAGCCGGAGCACCCAAAAAAAGAGCAGAUUAUCUGAUGGAUGAUUACCAGGAAGACGAGGAACAAGAUCUUGUACGAAGCCCAGGAAGACCACCAAGGCGACGCGGAGGACCCUGACGACGCAGAGCUGGCCCACGAACCCAGAGGCCCUGUGGGGAGAGUUCACAAAAAAGAAGAUUACUACUGAAGGCGCUCGGAACCAUUUCGGGAAGGAAAAAAAUCCAGAAGCCGCCGUUUCCGCUGGAAGGACUUAGCACCGAUUUGUGUUCCCGGUGGCUCAAGAUCCACAGGGACAAACGCCGAUAUAUCCGGGUGUCUGCUUAGCAGGAGCUGGAGCCGGUCGCCUGUGAAGCCGAGAGGCUCUUCUGGAGAUCUGAACGAACUUGACUGCAGGUCAAGAAUUAAAUGAGAUUUCUCUUUCCGUAACCCCCCGUCCUUUCAGGACUGAUUAAGGUUUUGGCCACGAAGGAAUGGCUGGCACGAUGCGACGAGGGUUGGCUAGCCUUAGGCCGACGCCACCUCUGUCUGUUCUUGCCCCAUCUCAGGCACACCCGGCUGCUUUUUAAUGUGAAGUAUAUUAAAAGGAGGCAAACCGUUUUGAUCGCGAACCCUCUUGGGCAUUGCUGUCUGUGGGUGUUGUGGGAACGAUGUGGGGGUGAGGUGGGCUGGCCUCUGGCAAUCACAGCGUCGACAGAAGCCUUUGUGUUCGAGGGGAAAGUGUGUAGUCAGCAUGCUUCCUCGCAGGUCGUAGCGGCGUUUACUCGCAGGUAAAUCGACGGGCGUCGGCCUUUGCAACUGGAGGUGAGCUUCUAACAGGGAACUCAGGGUGGGGACUGGAGCCAAAACGCAAGAGGGAAGCAUGCUCAGAAUAAACCUGAGUGGCGCAGAAGGUAUGGCAGAGAAAAACAGUGGAGAAAACAAAGCCCAACGCUGGGAGAAAUGAGAAUCCAUGUGCUGCACCAGCGUUCAAAUGAUAGGGACAGGAUUUUGUUUUUAUUUUGCCUACAAAUCCCAAAACUCUCCCUUCUGGGAGUUCUACCUGACAUCUUUAACUAUGG
Pogona vitticeps (central bearded dragon) is the source of this 3724-nucleotide messenger RNA. The record is from RefSeq and is a predicted model, not a curated record. NCBI's taxonomy places the organism in Eukaryota, Metazoa, Chordata, Lepidosauria, Squamata, Agamidae.